AUGCCCGCCGCGCGACGACUCGCGCUGCGCCUCCUCGCGACGUGCGCGCUCGCCGCGCACGUCGCGUGCGCGGCGGCGUCGCCGACCGCGAGCGGCCGCGCGCUGCUGACGUCAGCAGCGCCGACGCCGAGCGCUCGACGCGCGCGCGCGCUGUCGUCGCUCGCGACGCUCGAGCCCUCGGACGCGUCCGCGGUCCGCGACGCGCUCGAGGCGGCGCCCGUUUCGAGGCGCGGGCUCGUCGAGGUCGCGGUGAACGCGCUGUUCGACGUCUUCGGGUUCGAAGCCGGAGGUGCGUCGUCCGCGGGCGUCCCCGUCCCCGUCCCCGUCCCCGUCCCCGUCCCGGUAGCCCGGGGUCUUCCCGCCGCUUCCGAGUCGCACCCUCGGGGAAAAGUGAUUUUUGGUUUUCUGCUGGUCUUCGUUUUUCGCGAUCUUCUGUCUCGCCCUCCCCCCCCCCUUUCGCCGCUGACGCCGCCGCCGCCGCUGCCGACGACCCCCGCGCAGGCGCGGUGA
This is a messenger RNA of Micromonas pusilla CCMP1545, 510 nucleotides long. RefSeq lists its product as uncharacterized. The record is from RefSeq and is a predicted model, not a curated record. The transcript has a single exon. The coding region runs from base 1 to 510 and encodes 169 amino acids. Lineage: Eukaryota; Viridiplantae; Chlorophyta; Mamiellophyceae; Mamiellales; Mamiellaceae.